CGGUGUAUUUUGGGGUUAGGCCCUAGUGAUUUAGUCAAAUUUGUCAAUAUUAAUAUUAUCCAUUUAAAAAUUUACAACUUCCAACUCGCCCAAAACGCACUUCCUUCCUUAAUGUUAUUUAAUGAUCUUUCCUUAUUAGAUAAUGUAAACUUUCUAGUUUCUUAGAGUAUUACAUUAGCCUAGGCCUAUAAGUAGGCUAAUGGAAAUGACUGAAAUAACAUUGAGGGAUGUGCCUGUUAACUUCCCAUUUCAACCUUACAAACUUCAGGAAGAUUUCAUGUCAAAAGUUAUAGAAUGUCUUCAAAAGGGUGUGAAUGGAGUGCUGGAGAGUCCCACUGGCACGGGAAAGACUCUAAGCUUACUGUGCUCAUCUCUCGCUUGGCUCCAAUUAAAGAAGGCUCAGAUUCAAGCUAAUGCUCAAGGCUUACCUACUGACUCACAGUUGUCGUUUGCUAAAGUUUUACAGUCAGAACUUAAGAAAGUCAAUGCAACUAAGGAGCCUGGUGAAUCAUCAUGGGGUGACAAACUGGGUAUGACCAAGAUCGUGUAUGCCUCUCGUACUCAUUCACAACUCGCUCAGGCUAUGAAGGAGCUGAAGCGUACAAACUACAGACACAUGAAGUCGGCCGUGCUCGGCUCUCGAGACCAGAUGUGUCUUCAUCCUGACUUGGCCGGGGAGACCGGACAGAUGAAGGUGGCUAUGUGUCGGAUGAAAGUUAGCGCUCGUUCUUGUCACUACUACAACAAUUUGGAGUCUCGGAAGCAUGAUCAGAACAACUUCCCCACCGAGGUUGCCGAUAUUGAGGACUUGGUGAAGUUUGGCCACAAGACACAGUGCUGCCCCUACUACAUGUCUCGUGAAAUGAUGUCGUCUGCCGAUAUUGUGUUUAUGCCGUACAAUUAUCUGCUUCACCCUCAGACGAGACGGCAACAACGACUGACUUUGGAUAAUUCAGCAGUUAUCCUAGACGAAGCUCACAACGUAGAGAAGAUAUGUGAAGAGUCAGCUUCUGUUCAGAUAAGCAGUACGGACAUUGCUCUUUGUAUUGCGGAAGUCACACAGGUUAUGAAGAAGUUUGAGCAAGAUCUCAACGACAUGACGGAUGAUUCUCCCAAGGACUUCUCGUUGGAAGACUUGUGUGUUCUGAAGGCGAUGUUCCUUUCAUUGGAGAACGCUGUGGACGAGGUAGAACUCGAUACAGUGAAAGAUGGACCGGACAAAGGGAAGAAGACGGGGAAAACGUUCCCUGCCUCUUAUAUAUUUGAACUGCUCUCGAAAGCUGAGAUUACUGCUGACAAGAUUGCUGUCCUGGACAACAGUUUGUCCAACCUCGCAUUAUUCCUGACGACCACUAGCGACUCUGCUCUGUCUCGUAAAGGAGGGAUGUUGCUCAAGUUUAGCGAGUUCCUCACGACGGUGUUCAACAGUGUUGGCGAAGGAGGCUGUGUCAAAAACUCUGAUCUUUACUAUAAGGUUUACAUUGAACCUGAAGUACCAAAGAAAAGCAAACCUGACGCAUGGUCUAACACAAAAACAGUACAAAAUUCUACAGCGAAAGUCAUCAACUUUUGGUGCUUCAGUCCGGGUUUUGCGAUGCGAUCUCUACUGAAGCAAGGAGUUACAAGUAUAAUCCUAACCAGUGGGACUCUCUCCCCUCUCCACGCCACAAUCACCGAACUUGGCAUUCCGAUACCAGUGCAACUGGAAAACCCUCACAUCAUCAAACCUUCUCAGGUGUGCAUUAACGUCCUGAGCAAAGGUCCUACUGGCGAAAAACUCCUCUCCACUUACGUAAACAGAGAGAACCCCAAGUAUCUAGGAGACCUUGGGAGGAUUGUAAACAACUUCUGCCGAAUUGUACCAGGUGGAAUCCUUAUGUUCUUUCCCUCCUAUCCAGUUAUGCAGAAGACGAUCAGUCACUGGCAAGAGACAGGACUUUGGUCACAGAUAAACGCACAGAAGAACUUAUUUGUGGAGCCACAGAGACGGGAGAGCUUAGCGGAAGUGAUGAAGGACUACUCGGCUGCGUUGGAGACAGAGGGAUCGCGCGGCGCAGUGUUCCUGGCCGUACUGCGGGGGAAGGUGUCCGAGGGGAUGGACUUUGCGGACUCACAUUGUCGUGCAGUUAUCAUCACAGGACUGCCGUAUCCUCCGUUCAGAGAUCCGCGUGUUGUGCUUAAACAAGAGUACAUGAACAACCUGCGGAGAUCCAACGAUAAGGGACUGUCAGGCAAAGAGUGGUACGAGUUGGAAGCUACGAGAGCAGUCAACCAGGCCGUGGGGCGACUGAUCCGUCACGGGAGCGACUUUGGCUGUCUGCUACUCUGUGACUGUCGCUUCGAGUCACAAAACAUCACCAAUGCUCUCUCCGCUUGGGUGCGACCUCACAUCGUCAAGAGUUUGGAGUUCGGACCCGUCUAUGGAAGAGUCUCCAAGUUCUUUAAAGCCAUGGGGGUCAAUCCACCUCUCAAACCCAUCCAAUCAGGAGCGAGCUUUGAUUUUGUGGAUUCUAAAGUAAGAGCUAAGCAAGCCAAUAAAGAAGCAGAACAAAAGGAAAAUGAAGAUGCGUCCAUGAAAAAGUUUUUGGAAAAUGUUGUACGGACGACACAACCUAAAGCUUCGUCAGCCCCCUCCCCUGCUGGUCUUCUGGAUGCUCUUAGUAUGCCGUCGUCACAGAGAACCUUUGCGGAUAUAAAAAAGGCUGUGUAUAACAACCCAGACGAAGUGACAGAUUCUUAUGUAGAACCUGCUCCGAAAAAGCGCAAACUAAAGAUUCAGCCGCUUAAGUUUGACUCAACAAACUCGGAAGGUUCUGAUGCAGCUUCCAAUCAGCAACGGACCAAGAGCACAGCUGAGUACCUCCGAAAGGUUAAAAGUAGUCUCAAGGACGAAGAAUUUAAGAUUUUCAAAGAAACCGUCAAAAACUAUAGUUCCAACAGUGCAAACUACGACAGCACCGUUUUAAACCUUCGUAAAGUAUUCUCAGAUUCCUCAACAAAGGACUUGUUCAUUGAGUUUAAGAGGUUUAUCAAGGGUGAAGACGUCAGCAACUUUGAAGAUCUGUGUUGCAAAAUGUUUGGUUCAUCUUCGCUAUGAUUCAGCGGUACGAGAUACAACUUUAGUUUUGAGAUUCCUAAACUCAAACUGAUCUCUGUGAUAAGUUUCACUGUGGUAAAAUGUUAAGUUUGUAUUAUAUUCUACUCCUUGACUUAUUUAUUUUCAUACUUUUGAUAGUUAAUCUCGAUGUACAUAUUAAACUUAUUA
Messenger RNA from Macrosteles quadrilineatus (aster leafhopper), 3265 nucleotides. RefSeq names its product regulator of telomere elongation helicase 1 homolog. Gene Ontology annotation, biological process: regulation of double-strand break repair via homologous recombination; DNA repair; telomeric loop disassembly. The record is from RefSeq and is a predicted model, not a curated record. The transcript is spliced from 17 exons. Gene Ontology annotation, cellular component: nucleus. NCBI's taxonomy places the organism in Eukaryota, Metazoa, Arthropoda, Insecta, Hemiptera, Cicadellidae. Gene Ontology annotation, molecular function: ATP binding; DNA binding; DNA helicase activity. The coding region runs from base 200 to 3097 and encodes 965 amino acids.